Messenger RNA from Vanderwaltozyma polyspora DSM 70294, 2196 nucleotides. RefSeq lists its product as uncharacterized. The record is from RefSeq and is a predicted model, not a curated record. NCBI's taxonomy places the organism in Eukaryota, Fungi, Ascomycota, Saccharomycetes, Saccharomycetales, Saccharomycetaceae. Bases 1 to 2196 code for a protein of 731 amino acids. Gene Ontology annotation, biological process: protein phosphorylation; mitotic DNA damage checkpoint signaling. Gene Ontology annotation, molecular function: ATP binding; protein serine/threonine kinase activity. Gene Ontology annotation, cellular component: nucleus. The transcript has a single exon.
AUGCCCACUAACAAGGAAAACAUUAAACAUAAUUCAUCAUUCUCAAGUAUGAAGUUGUUUGGACGUAAAUCACGAAGUUCUAAAGAUUCUAAACCUGAUUCAAAGCCAGUCUCACCUCAAAAAACCUCAUCUACUGACCAUUCUCGGAAAAGCCCACCACCUAACGAAGCUUCAAGUCAUCAUUUAUCAUCACAUAUCUUUAAGAAAAAUCCUUCAACUACAAAUUUAAGAGCUCCAGUUCCUGUUAACUCUUCAAGUUCUUUAAGCAAUUUAGUUUCUCAUAAUGUCAACCCAUUUAGUGCUGCAGCAAACGAUAUAUUAGGCUGUGGUACUGCAAUUGCAUCACCAAGAGAAGGUAGAGGUCACGGUCAUAAUGUCGAUAGAAGUGACCAUCCUUUGAAAUCUAGACAUUUGCAUAAUGAAAACAUUGUUUACAACCCGUAUGGUAUCAAUAAUACUGUAGGCACUGGGCCUGGAACUGAUCAUGACGGUAACACUUCUCAUGAUAUUGGCUUCUAUAUGCAUGAUGGUUCUGAUAAUGUUAAAUUGUUACCGUUGCCAAUUGCUGAUCCUAAUUCCUUCUUACCAGAUGAAAUAAAGCAAUUCAGUGUUCAAUUGACUGAUAAUUUCAUGUUUGAUUCAGAAAAUAAAAGCAUAGGUUCAGGUGGUUCUAGUGAAGUUAAAAAGGUUAAAUCUUCAUAUAGACAGAAAGAUAUAUAUGCAUUGAAGAAAUUACGUAUGGUUCAUAAUGAAACUCCUGAAAAAUUUUACAAAAGAUGUUCUAAAGAAUUUAUCAUUGCUAAACAUGUUAGUAAGAAUGUUCAUAUUGCUAGCACUUAUUAUCUAUUGAAAAUCCCAACCACUACUUAUACUACAAGAGGUUGGGGGUUUAUUAUGGAAUUAUGUGUAUGUGAUCUGUUCUUCUUGAUUGAAAAGGUUGGUUGGAAAGAUGUUCCAUUGAACUAUAAGUUUUGUAUCUUCAAACAGAUAGCACAAGGUAUUAGAUACUUGCAUGAUAAUGGUAUAGUCCACCGUGAUAUCAAACCAGAAAAUGUUCUGGUGACCAAAGAUGGUGUCUUUAAAUUAACAGAUUUUGGUAUUUCAGAUUGGUAUCAUACCGAUCCUGAAGACCCAACCAGUCCUACUAAAAGAUGUGAAGGUAUUAUUGGAUCCACUCCAUACUCUCCUCCAGAAGUCAUGUUAUAUGAUGAUAGAAAACCACAUCCAAAGGAACUUCAAAAACCAUAUGAUCCGUUGUUAAUGGAUUGUUAUGCACUAGGUGUUGUUUUCUUUGCAUUGAUCAACGGUAGCUUACCAUUUUUUGAAUCUUAUACUAGCGAUCCAAAAUUCAGAGAAUUCGAGUUAUCCUAUUCUAACUUCAUCAACCAUCAAAAUAAACACUUUAGAGACAAGGGUAAUUAUAAACCAGGACCCGGUGGUGAAUACAAAUUAGCUAGAGCAUUCAAAAACACUGAAGCUACACGUGUAGCCUGGAGAUUGGUUGAUCCAGUUGCAGAGACGCGUUACACUAUAGAUGAUUUAUUUAAUGACCCGUGGUUCCAAGGCAUCGAAACAUGCAUCGAUCCUUAUGACGAUGAAUAUAAUGAUAAACUUAAAAUGAGAGUACCCGAACUAAGAAGAACAUCUUCAGAAGCCAACUUGACACCUAUGCAUUCUAAUCAAACUAUUGGGGACUACAGUGAUGCUAGCAGCAUCAACACCGAGGUAUCAAUAUCCGACUCUAUCGUGCAAAAUGGACAUAGUCUAAGAAAGCCAAGGUCUAUGGUUGAAAUAGCACAGUCACCCCAUAUACCGAAAAAUAAGACAAGUAACAAAUCACCAGCAUUGAAUUCAAUUACCGAACAAGAAUGUCAACACCACAUCGACGAUAUUGUACACCAUAAUAUAAAAUUCACAGUAAACAAUAACAAUGACAAUGACGAUGAAGAAGAAGAAGACGGCGACGAUGAACGUGAAGAGGAAGAAAAGAACAAAACACUAGAUGAGAUUCUAGAUGACUCCAAAUCCAUCGAAUCUGGAGUAAGAAGCAUCAGAAUAAGCGAGAGUCCAGUACCUGAAUCUAUCUCAUCCUCUGCAUCUUCCAUUACCUCUUCAAAGUCCAAGAAAAAACAUAUCAUCCAUCACCAUCUAGACAUAACAAACAGCCUUAAACAAUCGUCAUUACCAAUCCAUUAA